AUGGCGACCGCCGCCGAGCCGCCGCUCCCCUCCGCCGCACCACCACCACCGCCUCUCCCCCCAUCCGCCACAGGCAGCUCCUCCUCCUCCUCCGCCUCGCCGUACCCCUUCGCCGCCGCGCCCGACAUCGUGCGAGCCCACCAAAAGGACGCCUACUUCACCGGCCACCUCGCCACCACCUUCACCGACCUCCACCGCCGCCUCUUCGGCGCCCGCGCCGCCCACGCCGCCGCCCCCGAGCUCCGCGCCGGCGCCGCCCUCACCUACCUCGCCCUCACCACCCUCCCCGGCAACCGCACCCUUGGCGAGGAGUACUGCGACCUCGUCCAGGUCUCCGCCCGCGAGCGCGGCCGCCUGCCCACCCUCGCCCGCCGCGCCGCCUACAUCGCCGCCAGCGUGCUCCUGCCGUACCUCGCCGGCCGGGCGCUGCCCCCCCUGCGCGCGCGCCUCCGAGCCCUACUGCAAUCGCGCGUGGAUAGGCUGGAGGGGCAAGGGGAGGAGGACGGCCGGGAGGCGCGGCUGUGGCGGUACGUCGCGGCGCACCUCACGGGGCUGACCAGCGCCGCGCCGCUGCAGGCGGUCACGCUGGCGCUCUUCUACUUCCGCGGCACCUACUACGAGCUGGCCAAGCGCGCGCUCGGCCUGCGCUACGUCUUCACCCGCGACGUCCCGGACACCCCCGACCGCGCCGGCUACGAGGUGCUCGGCGUGCUGCUGGUCGUGCAGCUGGCCGUGCGCGGGUGGGUGCACGUCCGCGAGGCCCUCGCCGAGACGGAGCUCCUGGCUCCGCGCGAGCGCGCCGGGUUCCACGCGGCGGCGCGCGCGGGCCGCAGGCCAGCCGCGUGGACCUAG
Messenger RNA from Cordyceps fumosorosea ARSEF 2679, 852 nucleotides. Its product is annotated as RING-1 like protein. Gene Ontology annotation, cellular component: peroxisomal membrane. The transcript has a single exon. Lineage: Eukaryota; Fungi; Ascomycota; Sordariomycetes; Hypocreales; Cordycipitaceae. Gene Ontology annotation, molecular function: zinc ion binding. The record is from RefSeq and is a predicted model, not a curated record. Gene Ontology annotation, biological process: protein import into peroxisome matrix. The coding region runs from base 1 to 852 and encodes 283 amino acids.